AGCUCCACUUGGGAACAACAAAAUCAUGAAGGCAACAGGAGUCACACAACUGUUCUCUACAGGAAGCCCCCGUCUCCGGUGAGAAAUAAGAAACACAACAGCCACAGGAUGCGCCUUGGGUCAAGGGGACGUGAAACACCAGCUGCCUUUUGGUUCUCCUUUGUGUUCAGUGUGGAUGAGUCUGCGCCUUUCAGAUCGCAUCUCUACAGCUGGGGGUUGAGAUAGGAGCUCCACAAGUGUGAGCAGAGGCAGCAGCUACUGGUCUGGCCUUCAUUUCUUGCCGAGAGAAAGCUGGGAGUCACAAUGGGGACAGCCUUGCUCCCACUGAUCCUACUGCUGCUCAGCCAGAUGCUGUUCAGCCCCAAGGCCUGGGCCAGGGCCAGCAAUGAGGAGGAGGAGGAGGCAGCCGCUGUGUGUGCUGGGACUGCCUGCUAUACUGCCCACUGGGGCAAGAUCAGUGCCGCCGAGGCCCAGCUCAACUGCAGUACCAAUGGGGGAAACCUGGCCACAGUAAAAAGCGAAGAAGAAGCCCAGCAUAUCCAAGAAGUCCUGACCCAGCUGCCUGAGAAGGGGGCCUCAGCCCGGACAGUCAAAUUCUGGAUUGGGCUUCAACGGGAAAAGAGUAAGUGCAUGGACCGUGAUGACCCACUGAAGGGCUUCAGCUGGGUGGGAGGUGGUGAGAACACUUCUUACUCCAAUUGGCACAAGGAGCCCAUGAGCACAUGUCUCUUCAAGCGCUGUGCCUCCCUCCUUUUGGAUCUUUCUUCUCCUGCUUCUGCCCACUCAGUCCCCAAAUGGUCAGAAAGUCCCUGUGGCACCCCAGGCUCACCAGUGAGGAACAUUGAGGGUUAUGUGUGCAAGUUCAGUUUCAAAGGUAUGUGCCACCCUGUGGCUCUUGGGGGGCCAGGUGAGGUGACUUACACAACGCCCUUCGGGGCCACUAGCACCUCCCUGGCUGCUGUGCCCUUUGCUUCAGUAGCCAAUGUGAACUGUAGGGAUGGAGGUGAAAAAAAGAAUCACUACCUCUUGUGCAAGGAGCGAAGCUCCAACCUGUUUGACUGGGGCACCCCAGGCCCUUUCUGUGCCUCCCCAAACCAUGGCUGUGCUUUCAAUAAUGGUGGCUGUCAGCAAGAAUGCUUGGAGGGGGGAGAUGGUUCAUUCCUCUGUGGCUGCCGUCCAGGAUACCGCCUUCUAGAUGACUUGGUGACCUGUAUCCCCCGAGACCCUUGCCAUCCUAACCCAUGCAGGGGAAAGGCAAAGUGCAGCCCUGGGACUCAUGGACAGCACUAUGAGUGUCAAUGCCCUGCAGGCUUCAAAUCGACUCCAAAUCGACUAGAUUGUGAAGAUGUGGAUGAGUGCAGUAGAUUCCCAUGUACUCACAAGUGUGUCAACACUCCUGGUAGCUUCCAUUGCACCUGCCAUCUAGGUUAUGAGACCCAGGGCCACAAUGGAAUGGAAUGCUGGGAUGUGGAUGAAUGUGCUGGGGACCAUUCCCCCUGUGCACAGCUUUGCAUCAACACCGUAGGCUCUUUUCAAUGUGCCUGCCAAAAGGGCUACCAGACAACUGGGGAAGAUGGGACCCAAUGCCAAGAUGUGAAUGAGUGUGAGGAGGAGAGAAACCCCUGUGAAGGCUUCUGCUACAAUAUACCAGGUUCUUUCCAGUGUGGCUGCCUGCCAGGAUGGAAUUUAGCCCCCAAUGGGGUCUCCUGCAUUGCCAACCACAACAAAUCGGGGCUUCCAGAAGACAGUCACAGAAAGAAUGAUGAAAAGGAAGGAGAGAAGAUGAAUGAAAUGGAGAAUGAGAAAGAGGAAAAGGAGCAAGAAAAAGAGAACAAUGGUUCUUCUCCCUCAGUUUUGGACACAACCAAGAGAUCUGAAUUCACCUCAGGAGCUAGUAUUCUCUACAACAUAGCACCUCCAAUGGAGAAAUCUUCCCAACAGACUAAUACUCCUCUCACUCAAGAUCCUUCUAGGCCUCCUACAUACAGUACGCAACCAAGAAUUCAGAUGGUAUCCAGCAUCACCCACCCCACAUCAAUGAUCACCCCUGAUGGAGGAUCUCAGAAAGGAGAAUCCUUGGCAAAUGAGAGUGAUGACACUGAUGGUCAGAAAUUACUCCUGUUUUAUAUUUUGGGGACAGUAGCAGCUACCUUGCUGCUUUUGGCUAUGACCCUGGGGUUAGUGUUCUAUCGCAAGAAAAAAGCAAAAAGGGCAGAGAAGAAAUCCCCUCAAAAUGCAGCUGACAGCUACUCCUGGGUCCCUGAGCAGGCUGAGAACAGGGCAGUAGAAAAUGAGUACAGGUAAAAUCUGGUAGCCUGUAAGGAGGAGAUGGAGGCAAGGGAAACCAAAAAGGGGGAGGUGGGAGGGGAAUGUUUUUGUUAUAAGGCUGUGAGCCCCACAGAGAUCAAACUGAAGACAGGAGACAAAACUACCACAAUCAACGAACAAUCUGUCAGAACAGUACUUUAAAUUGAACUGCUAGAGACAAAAGGGUAUUAUGGGUAUUUUGAUAUGUGUGUAUACAUGUAAAGAAUAUAUGAAUGUACAUACAUAGAUCUUUGGGUAUUUGUCCACACUCAUGAAAAUGGACUACAAUCCUAUGCUUGUGUAACAGAUUAUGGGCAAUGAGAACAUUUGCCAAGACAAUCUAUGUUUUGAUCUUUCAUCACAAUUAAUUUUAAAUGGAAUUUUAAAAUAAUAUAUAAGUAUAUACAUAUAUGUGUAUAUAUGUACAUGCAUAUAUACACUUUUACGUAUAUAUAAGCAUGCUUUUCAAGUUUGGAACUGGAAUUGAAGGAAACAAUGGUAAACCUGUGCUCUGAGGACAUUCUUUUUUUGUGGCAAUUCUCUUUUUUUCAAAGCAGAUGAUUUGAACUUACAUCUAUUUACUUAUGAGUGAGCAGCAUAUAUGGUACCUUUAAAAUGCAGGGGUGGGGUUUGUGAGGAACUGGAUUUUGAUACUGUGCUUACAUAAAUGUUUCAUGAAUAUCAACAAUGGGCAUCUACUCUAUCUGUUUUCAUGUUCUGUUGGAGUUUAAUUUUGUUUUUUCAACCAGCAUUUUGUGAAGCUGUUCAUGAUAGAAAAAAAGAAAAAAGGAAGAGGAUGGGCUAGGAGAAAUUGUAUGUUAAGAGAAUUUUUUUAGUCUUCAUUUUUUUCAGUAGCCAAUUAGAAAAAAAAAACAGUUGGAUGAAAACCAUGAAUUGUUUUUUUAUAAGAAUACAUAUAAUUCCUCAUUAGAUAUUGAAGAAACUCAUCGGGGUGGACAUUCAUGAAUUGAAUUAUCUUAAUAGCUAAGUCUUUAGAAAUCAGGAUUCCUCCAUCCCAAGUUGUUGGAUUUCAAUCUAUUCAGAAGGCUAUGAUUAGGGGAAAAUAACAGAAGUUAUUUAGGUGAAUUAAAGGUGCUAUUUUUUUUUUUAAUGUUUAACCCAAAGAUCUAAAGAAAGAAAAAUACAAAGAUCCAAUUAAGCAAUGCAACUGGGAGAUUUCCAGAUCUGACUAGCUAUUUACCAUGUCAGAGUCAGAUUUAGUAACUAUAGAACUAUAGUUCUCUAUACAUAGGAGUAUAUAUAUAUAUAUAAUAUGUGUAUAUAUAUUAUAUAUACUUCUAUGUAGUAACUAUAGAAAUAUAGAAGAUAUAGUAACUAUAGAAAGCAUUGAGGCUAUGUUAAUAGCUGGACAAGGUCACAAUUCAUUAGGAUUGAACAUUAUUACAGUGUUCAGUUACAGGAUAAAUUCAGUCUGAGGAUUUACUUACUGGUGAAUGUGGUUUGGCAAUAAGAGCAAAGUAUCAGGAGUCCUUCAUGAACAUCAUGUCAAAAGGAUCUAAGGAACCACUUCUUUUUUGCUUGAGCCCUGACUAUAGCUGCUCAGAUAAGUGAUUCACCUGGGUGAAGAGCAUUCCUUUCAUACCCCUCCCCCCCUCCCCUUUUCUCUUGAGCCUGGGGCUGACUUGGCUAUUCAAGUUCAAUUGAAUUUACAUAAUAUGUGAAUAUGUGUGAGUGUUUGGGGUAAAUGGAUGGAUAUCAGUUUCAUAUCUGGGAUAAGAAUUUAUUUUGGGAAAUGAGAUAAAUGCCCAGGGGGCUUUCUCAAAGGUGAAAGGAAGAAAAGUUGGUUCAAGGUGACUGAGAGUAAAAUGAAUUUUUUCUUUCU
Messenger RNA from Sarcophilus harrisii (Tasmanian devil), 4150 nucleotides. RefSeq names its product CD93 molecule (gene CD93). The record is from RefSeq and is a predicted model, not a curated record. Bases 304 to 2304 code for a protein of 666 amino acids. Gene Ontology annotation, molecular function: calcium ion binding. The transcript has a single exon. NCBI's taxonomy places the organism in Eukaryota, Metazoa, Chordata, Mammalia, Dasyuromorphia, Dasyuridae.